AUGCAAACAUCUUUUGUUCUAGUUACGCUAUCAAAAAACUGUUUAGGUCACGCUCGCGCAGUCGUUCACCACCACGACGUAGCUCACGAUCUCGCUCUCCAGACGAUAGGAGGAGCAACAGCAGGAGUCGUAGCCGCUCACCAUAAAUAA
Molecule: messenger RNA, 150 nt
Organism: Strongylus vulgaris
Lineage: Eukaryota; Metazoa; Nematoda; Chromadorea; Rhabditida; Strongylidae
Source: the annotation of a GenBank genome assembly